GUCGACGGGAAGACAGCACAAGGAGUUAAGGCGUGAGAUGCAGCCUCUGUGUUUCUCUCCUCCCCUGUGCUUGUGUCUGUGUGUUUGAUUGCAGGAGUGGAUCCAGCUGGGAGGGAGUCAGGAGUCCAGCUGCACCUCGUCAGCCAUCAGCCUCUGAUUAUUCCACCUGGUGUCUCCUGCAGCUCAGCGUCAGGUCAGAGACAAGACCUUUCUGUCGGUCUCGUUCCUGCAAUACUGGUCUUCUGUUUGCUUCGUGGUAAUAUCGUUCACUGAAGCCCGUCUCCUGUGCCUGCAGUUUGUCAUCGCGCUCCUCCUGUCUCACACGGACCGAGGACGUAGAAAGAUUGGAUUUCGCCGGGCUGGAAAUCCUUCUUUGCAAUUUCCCCGGCGUCUUAUCUUAAAAGUGGAUUUUCCCAAAGUUGUUUCCCUUUCUCCGGGUCGAGAGAAAGGGACAUUCGCUUCAGGCUACAAGGGACAUUUGCUUCAGGCUACAAUAAAAUACAACGCAUUCAUAAAUGUAACCAUGGAUGUUUCUCAGUUAAUCUGCACCAUUUUGGGGCAACUUGUGACGCACUUUCCUCGGAGGCGGAAUCACGGACAGAUAAAAGCCCGAGCAGGCUCGGAGCCGGACUCAUUAGGCUACCGUGUACCACAGGAGGACUCUGAAGCUGCGCUCGGGCAAGACACAACUGAAGGAUGUGGCUGCUGUCAGUGCUGCUGCCUCUGCUGAAGCUGCAUCUCUGCGGAAUCAAAGUUCUUCUCUAUCAGACCUUCAACAGAUCUUUUACGCUCCCAGUCUUGCCCAAGCAGAAUGGAAGAGUUGCCAUUGUGACUGGCGGUACCAGAGGAAUCGGUUUUGAGACGGCGAAACAUCUGGCAAAGCUCGGCAUGCAUGUUGUCAUAGCUGGAAACGAGAGAGAAGAAGGCGCAGCGGCCAUCCGGAGGAUUCAGGAAGAAGACUGCAAGGUGACAGUUGAGUUUGCCUUCGUGGACCUGACCUCUCUGAAAUCAGUGCGACAGUUUGCUCAGACGUUCCAAAACCGAGGGCUCCCCCUCCACGUCCUGGUUAACAACGCUGGAACCAUGAGGCUUCCUGAGACACGGACGGAGGACGGCUUUGAGUUCCACUUUGCGCUCAACUACCUGGGUCACUUCCUGUUGACCAGCCUGCUGCUGGACACGCUGAAGAGGUCAGGACGGCAGGGCCGCUGCUCCAGGGUGGUCAACAUGUCCUCGGCUACGCACUACGCGGGAGUGGUGCACAUGGACGACUUAAACAGCAGCAACUGCUACAGUUCCCUCGGUGCCUACGCCCAGAGCAAACUGGCUCUGGUCCUCUUCACCUACUACCUGCAGGAGCAGCUGGCGGCCGGCGGCUUCCCCGUGACCGCCAGCGCCGUAGACCCCGGCAUGGUGAACACGCCGCUGUACGACAACCUAUGGAGCAUCGCGCAGGCUCUGAAGAAACCGGUGGCCAAGAUCCUGUUCAGGACUCCGGCCCAGGGAGCAUCCAUAUCCGUCUACGCUGCAGCUGCCUCUGAGCUGGAGGGGGUGGGGGGCUGUUACCUGUACAACGGCCACAGGAAGCAGUCCUCGGACACUUCCUACGACUCUGAGCUGCAGGCCGAGCUGUGGAAGAAGAGCUGUGAGCUGGUGGGCCUUCAGGAGGCCUGACUCCUCCGCAGUCACAGUGGCUCUGUGUCUCUAAUGGAAAAACUGGAAAAAACUCCAAACCAUACCCAACCCUAUUCUCUAAUCGCCUCAGGUCUUCUGACUGAACUGUACAUUUCAGACCUGGAGAAUGUAUUCCAAGCAAAUGUUGAUGCUAUUGCACAUGAAUGUGAACACUGUGAAUGAAGCCUUUUUCCAGCUGCAUUCAUUUGUAUUGAUUCAUUUCAAUAUUUGUUUUAUUAAUUAUUGCUUAUUAACACUAUGUCUUGAAGAAGCAAAAGAAAAAUACCUUUGAGAGUAUCUAUUUCAGUUAGGGCUAUUGGUAGAUUAAAAUGUUUAAUUGCGAUUCAACGCACGAUUGUCCAUAGUUAAUUAACGGUUAAACGCACAUUUCCAAAAAAAAAUCCACUUCAAUCAGAUUAACGGUGACAGAUGAGUAGUCAUUCUUGCACUGCAUGUAGUGUCUAUUAAUCCCCCAUCCCAGAACAGUUGUGAAUGCAUACGUUCCAUCCCCUCGACUGUUGAUCACUUGCCAGGGUUCCAUUAACUUUGACCCAUUUAAGCCAAUCCGCAAAUCAACAUCGGUGUUAAUACAGGGAACAGUAAUAUCUUUUAGGUAAGACCACUUGGACUACUCUUCUUUAGUGAUCGUAUUGUUAGUCGUCUCUGGCAUUUCCUUUAGUGUGAACAUCCUAAGAAGCUUUUUGCCAGUAUAUCCAGAGAUAUGCAACUUGGAACAGUAGCUUUGUGACCUUUGUUCUUUUCCCUUUGAUGUUUAGCUUUUCCAUUAGACUUUGACAGCAGAAAGGGUCCUUACUUCCAUAUAUACACUACCGGUCAGAAGUUUUGGGUCACUUAGAAAUUUCUAUUCCACUCCC
Perca flavescens (yellow perch) is the source of this 2549-nucleotide messenger RNA. Its product is annotated as dehydrogenase/reductase SDR family member on chromosome X. NCBI's taxonomy places the organism in Eukaryota, Metazoa, Chordata, Actinopteri, Perciformes, Percidae. The transcript has 8 exons. The record is from RefSeq and is a predicted model, not a curated record. Bases 697 to 1674 code for a protein of 325 amino acids.